CAUAGAUUUUCAUCCAAAUCCAUAUCUAUUUUUUAAUCCUCGACUGCCGCCGUAUUGCUGGUCGUAGCCGACGAGAGGAGACUAUUUCACAAUGCAACGCGUUUAAAAAUCUUUGCGCAAUCUUCACCUCUUAUCUUCGCGUACUGUGAAGUGCGCAUAUGUGUUAAACUUCAAUUUUCCUUCCGACACUUGGACAGCAUCAUGCCCGGUUUGUGGGAUCGCAUCCCUUUGGAAUGGUUGGAAUUACGCGGCGAGGUGCUGGAGCGCAUGUGAACGCCAAUGGAGUUUGGGAUUUAUUGCUAAAUAUGGGAAAGAUGACCGUAUUGUCUUUGUUUUUUGUCUUGUGCGCUGAUCUACUGCAAGUAGCUGUCGGAUAUUUGACUGUAACGAUAGAGCCCUUGCUACCUGUUGUUGUGGGAGAGACCGUGACUCUAAAGUGCAACUUCAAGACAGAUGGAAGAUUGCGAGAGAUCGUGUGGUACAGGGUUACUGACGGGGGCACUAUUAAGCAGAAGAUUUUUACAUACGAUGCUAUGUUCAAUACCAAUUACUCCCAUAUGGAGGAUUACCGCCGACGGGAGGACCUGGUAUAUCAGUCGACAGUCCGGCUCCCAGAGGUUCGGAUCUCAGACAACGGACCUUAUGAAUGCCAUGUAGGAAUCUAUGACCGUGCAACACGGGAGAAGGUCGUCCUGGCAUCGGGGAACGUCUUGCUCACGGUCAUGUCUCCACCCAACAACAUCUCAGUGGCAGCAGAGAACACCCCGGCACCAUUCAGCCGCUACCAGGCACAGAACCUCACUCUGGUCUGUACAGCCAAAGGAGGCAAACCAGCCCCAUCGGUGUACUUCAAGCGGGAUGGAGAGUUGAUAGAGGUGAUCUCCUACGUUUCGCCCACCGUGGGUUAUGAGGGUGCUGGCUCCGCUGGUGUGCGUGGAGCCAGACCUCUGAUCAGCAGGGACCUUGACGACACCAAGCAGCGGAAGUCUCUUUCUCUGCUUGGUCCAGACGGCAAGCCCGGACGCCUAAAUACGGAGAGCCCUGGCCGGAGCUACAUGGACAAGCAGCCUGGUCAUGAGCCCAGCCCGGCCACAGAGACCAUCCCAGAGACAGUGGUCAACCGGGAGUUCCCACGCUGGGUCCAGAGCACAGACCCCCUGUACUUCUUUAGCAACACUCACAUCCCCCAGAGCGAUGGGUCGGUGCUGGUUCAGGCCAAACUCACCUGGACCUUGAAUCCGCAGUUGGACAACGAUGCAUUGUUCAGCUGCGAGGUCACGCACCCGGCUCUCUCCAUGCCUAUGCAGACCGAGGUCGUACUGGCGGCACCGAAAGGUCCCAGACUUGUGAUAACCCCUACCAGGGCAAAGGUAGGGGAUACAGUUCGCAUCACCGUCCAAGGUUUCCAGGUAGGAUCUCCAGUGAAUGAGGUGUUUCCUGAGCCUCUGUACACCUGGACGCGGGUGGGCGGGAGACUCCUGGAUGGCAGUACCGAGAAAGACGGGAAGGAGCUUGUGUUGGAGCGAGUGCCGGCAGAACUUAAUGGCUCAAUGUACCGCUGCACGGCUCAGAAUCCACUGGGCUCUACUGACACACACACACGCCUCAUUGUUUUUGAAAACCCCAGUAUGAUGAAAAACACACAGAACCCGAACAAUGGAGCUCCUGGUUUGCACAAGCUUGGACUGAUAUUUCUGCCUCUUGUUCUCACAGUGACUGUUGAACUGACGUGAAUAUCUUUAAUUCAACCACACACAAACAUGCCUCCUCUCCUGUCCGCCGCACACACUCACAUACACACAAGCCUUCUCCAAUCCAUGCAUUUAUCAGAGAGAGAACCCUCAACAGGGGGCGCACCACCUUUUCUUUGUGAAAAAUGUAAAAAAAAAAAAAGAAAAAAAAAGAAAGAAAGAAAAAGAUCCAGAUGAUAAUAUCCCUGAUUAAAAAAUAAAUAAAUAAAUAAAUAAAAACAUGCUGAAAAUAAGAACAAGAACCUCCCUUUGUCCGCCCCUUUCCACACAAACACGUUUUUGUUUUGUUUUUUUACCAUCAAAAUUGCCUGUCAAUCAACAAAGGUCUGCCAUUCAGAUAAAAGGAAACAGGAGAAGAGCUUUCAAGCCGAACACAGAUGUCAGGCACUGCGGUGUGGAAAAAAGACGCUUCAGAAGCGUUGACUGUCACUUCAACUCAAAUCUAGCUGUUCUCAAGAUGCCUCCAUAGAAUACUGCACACUGGCACAAACAGGAGUUGGGCGACCCCCUUUUUGAGGACCAUCUGAUCUUGAUCGUUACGGCAUUUGUGUUUUUUGACCACAGUAUUUUUUCCGUUCGAUUUUCUCAAAUGGCUCUCGGCUGGAAUGUAACAAAAAAAAAAAAAAAAAAAAAAAAAAACCCAGAGACAAUACUAAACGUCCUGUGACAUUUCACUGCAAAGAAAUGGAAGAUCCUCUUUUUAAGUGUAUUUUGUGUACAUCCCUGUAAAUAAUACAAAGUAUAUUACAGAAAAUAAAAAAUACAAUUAUUAGGGACUCGGGGUCAGGAUUUUGGGGGAGUGAUGCAAGUGGGGUAGCAGCUAAUGGCUUUAUUGCGUGAGUCUGGUCAUCCCCAGUGACCAUCAACUGAAAUCCAACCCAGGCUUUAAGAAAGCAGUGAAAUCAGUGGCCUUACUGAUCUGAUUUCAUGUGUUCAGUAUCUAUAACAUCUGUGUGACUGUUCAACCACAGAGGAAAGAGGACGACUCUUCUCGGGUUUGUGGUGCAUGUGUCGUUUGAAGAUGAUUUUCCCUCCGCAUCUGUUUGUCACAUACCUGUCCUUAAGUUCUUGUUGCAUAUUCAGUGAUCUGCAUCAUGUACAGUCCUUAUCUCUGAUCUAACAGUUACUGCUAGGAUCAUGUUAGCCACUUUUCAGACCCCCUCUCCCCCAUUUCUCAAAGUAAGCUCAAGUGAAGCCAAGUGUAAACAGGGUUGUUGCAUUUGUUUCAUAUCACCUGUAUUAAAAAUGGAGAUGAUCAACUUAACACAACUGGAGUGUGAUUGUCCUUUGGAUGCUUUGUUUUGAAGAUUUUGUUCACUCAAUAACAAUAUACCACAUGCUAAUACAUAUCUAGUUUUCUAGUAGCAGUGUAUUCCAGACAGAGUCAAUGCUAUGAAAUGAUAUAAUUAAAUUAUAAUAAUCAUCAUCAACAUAGAUUUGACUCUGCUUUGUAAAUUCCUCUCAAUAACAUGCUCAAAUGUCUGUGUUUUUUAAUUAUAUUAGUUUCAGAUUCUGUUUAACUAUAUGUUUAGUUGCAGUGGUGUGACAUCACCCAGAAUCAUUGGGUCUGUUACAAAAUCUAGUGAGCUGCCUUACUGUCUAUUGCCUACAUAGGCUGCUGCCUUCUAAGGCAACUGAAAUGGACAACCUGAUCUCAUGAAAUUUACGUGACAAUCGCAAUAUAUUUGCAAACCAAAAUGAUGUGCUUCAUUACACGUUUGGCUGCAGUUUCCCAGUGAAUGUCCAGCAGGGGGCGCCAAAAUCGAGUGAAAUGUUGUUGGAAUCAGACAAGAUUUUUAAGGUGAAUAUAAGAUGGAUGUUUAAGCGUACUUCCCUAACUUAAAACUUUAACCUAAACCUAACCAAUAGAGUUAAAAAUAAAAUAAAUGAAAGGUGAACAAAUCAGACAUCCUUACCCUUAACCAAUACCUAAACCAAACGAUUUGGCAUUAAAAGCUUAUUUACUGAAUUAAUCACGUAAUUUCGUGUCGCUUCUAUGGCCCUUUCACUCCGAACGUACUUGGCUGGGCUCGAGGCUCGGUCUCCAACACUCUAUGUGGUGAGUUACUGCGGAAGUUAAUCACACUGUGACACAUUUAAGUGUGUAUAUGUAGGUCGGUCAGUAAUACAAGAGUUAAAAUGUGCAGUUUUUCAAGUGAUGCGUUACUGUAAAAGUGUUUUGAUAAAAUAGCAUAGCUGUGUGUGAGUAAUAGAGUGAAAAAUAAGUGUUUAUAAUCUAUUAUCCAUGAUGUGUGUGAAAGUGAAUAAAACACACAGUUUUUGUAGCGCCUCCAGUAUUAAUUUCACCAGGAAACUGCAGCAAAACGUAGAAAGCGGCACGUAAAACGAAGUUUGCACAAAUUUAUUUAUAGUAACAUUCAUUCUAUGAGACUAGGUUGGAAAUGGAACCUCAUAAGUAACUAAUUUGGAAUGUUCUACAUAAGCUGCAACUCACAAUUAGCAUCCUGCCUUUGAUGCACAUGAGACUCGACCCACGAUUGAUUUCAGUAGAGUUUGGUGUUAGCAUACUGCUAAGCUAGCAAUGCGAUACUGUAAUAAGCAUGAAAAUAACACACAAAUAUAAAACAGUGCAUUUUUUAAAUUAUAAUGAACAAAAUGUAUUAUUACUUUCUGAUAAAACUGUUCGGUAUUGCACUGCAAAAAAAUAAAAAUAAUAAUAAAAUAAAAAAAUAAAAUAAAAUUCUAGUAUUUUGCCUCCAGUAAAAAUAUCUGAACAUUCUUAAAACAGGAUAAAUUAACUUGAGAAGCAAAAACCCAACCAAAUGUUUUUAUUUAUAUAAAAAUAAAAACAGAAUUGAUAUAUUUAUCUCGCUUUAGCCACCAUCUUGAAGAUUUUUUUCACAGCUUUCGUAUGAUGUCUUACCAAUCAGUACGUUUACAUGCUCUUUAAAAGUUUGAUUUCAGCCAGACUGAAACAAUAAUUCAGCUUUUAAAAAUAUAAUAUAAAUGCCAUAAUCUGAAAUUGUAACAGUCCAAACAGUCCAAUUUUUGCGGACUAACACACCUAGAUAAUGCGUUUGUAGCUCAGCUUCGUCAAGCAUUUAUACAUGUUUAUCAGACUACAGUUGUCCUCUGCAUCGUGUGCAUGCUCUGAAAGAUAAGAGGUGAUGUGCGACGUGUCUUUAACCUUGUGCGAUCUCCACAUGCAUGGACAUUGUAUUUUGACUUCGCUAUACACAACGCAUAAUUUAAUUUCAUUUAAACUGUCUUGAUGUCAGUUCAGGAGACUCAGUAAAGGGUAAAACUUUCGACGCACAGAGUCAUGUGACCAAACAACAUGGCGUCAAUUAAAGCGUAGUUUGUGGUUGGUUGAAACACCAACAAAACUCCAUCUGUUAAGAAACCUAAUUGUUUUUACUUUGAAAACUGUUUGAGACAGAACAGAAUAAGAGUCUCUAGUUUCAUUUCAUUAUUUUAUUUUUUUAUUUGAGUGAUUUGUAACGAAACGGCACAAUGUUAAACACAAUGACCUCAUUCGUGGAUUGUGUGCACAGUUUUAGUUAAAAUAUCCUAUAUUCACUCUGCAUUAUCACAUUGACAAUUAAUGGAUGCAUACAAAAGCUGGAAAAUGUUGCUUUCAUAGGCUGUAUAUGGAGUUGGGAUGAAAAUAAGGUGCAUUUCAAACUAUUCUGAGACCAGUGCAGACAGACAGAACACUGGAGGUUAAGUAAUUCACUAAAUAGGGAGCAAGGGAGCAUCCUAUACCUCCCUUUGCAGCUAAGUGCAUUCAAUCCAAACGUCAUAUCAAAAAUUACGUUUCUGACUACUGUCCUGACUUGGACAGCUCAACAUGUUUGGCAGACAUGGAAAAUUAGUAAUCAGUACAUAGAUUCUUUCUGCAGCUUGGUAUCAUUUACAUAAAUUUCACAACUUUGCCCCGCUGUGUACAUACAGUAUGUGGACAUCAGAUUUUAUGAAAACUAUUUGGUCUAAAAAAAAUUGUUUCUUAGGGGCUACUAGUUACAAAUCAAAAAGUGGAAUGGAAACUGCACACAGCAGUCACGCUCGGGUCUCAGGAAGUUAAUACUUGCCCAGCUGAAAUCUUUCCUUCAAAUAUUCAAUUACGCAUUGUGUCAUGUAUACUUGGACAAACAGAUGAAGACUGUUGCUUGACAACACAAAAACCUGCUGUUGCUUGACUAUUAAUAUUAACCGCACAUGUAAAGAGACUAAACGUAGGCAGCUCGCUAGUUUUUGGGAGGAGCCAUUUUAUUUGUCUGAACCACAAAGUGACCCAAAACAGGUCAGCAGUACCCAACCACACUGAUACACCCCAUUAUCCAAACCUAAAUAAUAAAGUUUUGAUUUCCCCACAUAUUUGAAUUGACCUCUACACAGCUUUUGAGCCCAUAUGUUCUUGUAAACUUGCAUUUCCUUAUAUACAGCUCCUGUCUUAUUUAUAUAUUAUAUUUACAGUCCGUAAUGUUACACAUACAUAUAGUCUACAUACAGUACGUAGAUCUAUAUGUUUUAUAUAAACAUAUAUGAUUUGACAUUGGAAGAUGGGAGGAAUUAACAAAUAUGCAAUGCUACAUGCCCUAUAGGGAAGUAUCUUUAUUUGUUCAGUUCAGAUCACUAUUCUGAUAUUUGUUCAUUAUUACCUUCACUCUGUGCAAUCUUUGUGAUUAAAGUUGUUGACUACG
Myxocyprinus asiaticus (Chinese sucker) is the source of this 6415-nucleotide messenger RNA. RefSeq names its product immunoglobulin superfamily member 21-like. The transcript is spliced from 10 exons. Gene Ontology annotation, cellular component: adherens junction. Lineage: Eukaryota; Metazoa; Chordata; Actinopteri; Cypriniformes; Catostomidae. The record is from RefSeq and is a predicted model, not a curated record. Gene Ontology annotation, biological process: heterophilic cell-cell adhesion; homophilic cell-cell adhesion. The coding region runs from base 234 to 1733 and encodes 499 amino acids.